This is a messenger RNA of Magallana angulata, 3449 nucleotides long. Its product is annotated as protein claret segregational-like. Gene Ontology annotation, biological process: microtubule-based movement. The coding region runs from base 89 to 2023 and encodes 644 amino acids. Gene Ontology annotation, molecular function: ATP binding; microtubule motor activity; microtubule binding. NCBI's taxonomy places the organism in Eukaryota, Metazoa, Mollusca, Bivalvia, Ostreida, Ostreidae. The transcript is spliced from 16 exons. The record is from RefSeq and is a predicted model, not a curated record.
ACAUUCGAAGCUGCAGUUUAAUAAAGACAUGUACGUGAACAUUGUCAGCAAAAUGAGAAAGCAGUGAACUGGGUCGUAGAUAUAAAGGAUGAGAUUUUGGAGGCUCAUUCGACAAGUUAAGAGUAUGAAGAAACUUGUCGUUAUUUUUAGCUUCCUAUGGCAGUUCUCCACUUGUAUUGGAGGAUGCUACGACAUGAAACAAACCAUUCAAACUGUUUCGGAUUGUCCCCGCACGGAGGCUGAAUGGAAUGUUAGGGCAGUGAUGAAGAACUGUGCUGCAAUGUGUUCAGAUUUUAGUUAUCAUUGUCUGAUAACUAAAGAAAUGAAUGCAACGAUAGAAGUAUGCGCGGAGCCAAAAUAUAUUCAAGGAUACUGUACAUACUUUGAUACCGCCGACGAGAGAAUCAAAGGCCUUUAUGCUGCUGACUGUUCCAAGUACCAAAACCCAUGUCCAACAAGAUACCAUUCCACAGAAGCAUUUCUAUAUCAAGAUUGUUAUGAUAUGGUGAGAGCAUACGUCGCUGUUCAUCCAUCAUCUACAAGCUCUACACCAGUCAAUACCAACACAUUAACAAAUUCGACAGGAAACAGUUUAAAUAACACUUCUGAAGACAUGUCCAUAACAAUAAUUGUUAUAGCGAUUGUGGUAGUACUGGUAGUCAUUACAGUGAUUGGGGUGAUAAUAUUCAUCAGACUAGGAAAAUGUUCACUUCUGAAGAGGGACGCUGAAGCAGGAAACUUUCUUGAUAUAAAAAUCACAGAAGGAGGAGAUUUGAAGGAAAGGGAAAUUCUAUUAGACGGCAACGCAUCGAAAGUCGAAGAUGAGGCGCCUGACUUCACUGAAGAAAUAAGAAGACUUAAAGAAGAAUAUGAAGCAAAAAUAGCAGAAUUUAAUAGGGAAAUUGAAAUUUUGAAAUGUCAAACUGAGAAGGAUAUGGACGAUAAAGAAAAGUUAAAGCGACAAGUUUUGGAGAAAAACAAAGAAUGCAAAACUCUUAACAAUAGGUUACAAGAAGCAAAGGGAAACAUUCGAGUACUUUGCCGCAUUAGGAAAAGUGAAAGCACCAAUUGUCUAUCAGCCACAAAAACGACUGUUAUAAUUGACAGAAAUACAGACCCACCGAAAAAAUUCCCAUUUGAAAGAGUCUUCGAUGCAAACAGUACCCAGGAAGUAGUUUAUGAAGAAAUCAGCGAAUUAAUAAGAAGUUUCCUGGACGGAUACAAUUUAUGCAUCUUUGCCUAUGGUCAAACAGGGUCUGGUAAAACAUACACUAUGGAGGGACCUCAAGGAAAGAAUGCGGAAAUGAAACAUCAAGGGAUUAUACCCAGGGCAAUGAAGCAAGUGUUUAGAAGUGUUGAAGACUUUGAAGUGUGUGGAUGGACUUAUCAGUUUCGUGCAUCAUAUUUUGAACUCUACAAUGAAGCGAUACAAGACUUGGCAAAGGGUUCGAAUGAUGAAGGAAAGAAUUUGACUAAGGGCGCAACUGAAAAUAAUAGAACAUCGAAACCAAUUAUUACUGAAAAGGAAGUGAAAACCACGGAAGAGGUAAUGAAGUUCUACGAAGAAUCGUCGAAAAAUAGAACAUCUGCUAAAACUGCGCGCAAUGAGAGAUCAUCCAGAAGUCAUGCAAUUUUUCGGCUCAAAAUGAAUGGAAAAGUUGAAAAUAUCGAAGGAAGUCAAGACACAUGUUCUGGGACAAUGACUCUGGUAGAUUUGGCCGGAAGUGAACGAUUGGACGAUUCUGCGAACAUUAGUACAAAUACAGAAACAAAAAAGAUAAACUUGAGUUUGCUGGAACUGACGAAAGUUCUUCGCUCUCUUCGGAGAAAGGAAAAACCAGUAUAUCGAAAUUCAAAACUGACACACUUGCUGCAAGAUUCUUUAGGAGGAAACAGUAAAACACUUAUGAUUGUGAAUGUUUCUCCGUCAGAAGAUUGUCUAAAGGAAACGGAGAGGACUUUGGAGUUUGGAAGAGAGGUCAGCAAAGUAGUGCUUGAAAACGUUGCACGAAAAAAUAAAUAAUGCCAUGUUACUUAAGAAGAUUUUACAAUGCUAUUUUAUUGUGUCCUCUGCUAAUUUUUAAAAUUAUUUGUUGUAUAUUGCUUUGUUAAUUGAUACAAUGUGUACGAUAUCAGGACUAAACAAGAGAUAAUUCUGUUUAAUUCAACUAUAUGCAAGUUCGUAAGUAUUUCUAGUUUACCUAUUAUGUAAUCGGUUUGUCAAUAUUUUAUACAUUGUAUUCAGUUAAGUGAAAGUGAAUACUAUUGAAAUAUGUAAUUGUCAUUUACUUAGUAUUCUAAAUUUUUUUUGUCAACUUUUAGAUAAUACUCUCUCUCUUAUUCUUCUUUAAAAGAUGAUAAAACGCUUUUUUUUCCAACUAAAAAAUCAUACAGAUUAACAUAUUGUUUAAUGCAAUUACGAUAUUGUCUUAUUGAGUGAAAAAAACAGUUCUAAUGAUCGAUACGUUUACCUUUUCGUUGUAAAAGUGAUGUACAUUUAUAAUCACUAUAUAUGCAUUGCUGAUUAAAACAAUUUCAUUCUAGGAAAUCGAAAUAAGUUUUUAAAAUGAAUAACUUUAUUAUACGCCCUCCCAAAAGGAGAAGGGGUAUACUAUUUUACCAUUGUCUGUCUGUCUGUCCGUCCUUCUGUUUGUCCGUCUGUCUGUCUGCCCAUAACAAAAAUUUGUUGAAUUGUUCUCAGCAACUAUUUAUCGCAAAUGCUUGAAAUUUUAACACAUUAUUUUUAAGGCAUAUUUUAUCGUGGGAUAUAUUUUUGUACCAAUCGAACGUCAACUUCCUGUUUAAUGACGACUUUAUUUAUUUUUAGCCAAUAGCUCAAACAAAUUUUCCUCACAGAUUUCUCAGCAACUAUAUAUUGCAGAUGCUUGAAAUUUUAACACACUAUUUAUUUAGGCAUGCCAUAUUGUGGGAUAUAUUUUUGUACCAAUCGGACGUCAACUUCCUGUUAAAUGUCGACUUUGCUUAUUUUGCAUAUUCACGUCAGAGCGGGGUUAUUACUAGUGAGUAUUAGCUCACAGAAAUCUUGUUUAAAUCUAGAUUUUCCUAACAAUGGCAAUUUCAUGUUAAUAACUUUUUUAAAUAUUUUGAUUAGUAUACGUACAUUCGUGUAUUUUUGUACUGGAUCAAAUCAGUUUCAAGACUUCUUCGUCUAAUAUUUUGGUCUAUUUGUGUUCUAUGUGGCAAUGCUUUGAAAGUAGAUUAACUCGAGAUAGAUUUCGUUUUUUGUUUGACUUAUGUCUUGUUCUUGGAUCUCCUUUUGUAUAGUACAUGUAAAACAUUCAUUUUAUCAUCAUCAUCAUCAUCCUUAUCAUCAUCAUCAUUGUCUGAUUGUGUCUUUCUUAUAAACUGAUUUUUCUUUACUCUUAUUUCAUAUAUAAGGAAAACAUCUUUAUAAGGUUGUUUUGCAAGAAUAUUAAAAUCACAACAAA